CCACCAUCGUCCUCCACGACUUACUGUUGAGCAGUAAAGGCAAAUUCUGUGAAAAUGCCAAUUCGACCCCCUCCGCUUAAACUCAAAUACGACAACAGGUUCCCAUUGCCUAUCCCUUCUGCACGAAAACCACCAGUCAAGGAAUCGUUCUUCGCAAAGCUCUACAAGGCAAACUGGCGGAAUGCUAUUGUUGCUGUUGCUGGCUUCAACGCUCUGAGAUUUAUCUAUAAAGCUGACUGGGUGACCAGGACCUACAAUGCAUGGUCCGACCUCGAGAUAGAUGCCUCAGCGAAUGCCACGAAGCUGGCAAUGGUGUCCAUCGCGCUGUGCGUGAUGUACGCGGUAGCGACCCUGAUCGAAUUAUUCGGUGCCAUCGGCAUUGCAACACGACGAUUUGCAUUCGUUCGAGCCUACACUUUCCUAGCGUUCGUAUCUGCCACCUUGGCCACAGCGGCGAGCGUGUUGAAGACCACCUCAUUCUUCGUAAACGCUGAGGAGUUGAUGUAUGAGUGCGUUGCCCUUGCUCUUUCUGGACGUGGCUACUCCAAGUCGCAAUUCCGAGGCAAGAUGUGGCCAGGGUCCUUCCUCGCCGUCGGACUCAUGCAAGCACGGAGGGAAUGCGUGGAAGCAUGGACUCAGCAAUCCUGGUCCCAGAUCGUCGGCGUAUUCGUCUUCGGGUUCAUGCCAUCCAUGAUCAGCUACCUCAUUGUCUACACAUACUACCGCCAAACCACCGACGCCUCCCACCCUGCCUACAUGAUCGCCAACCAAACCGUCCCUCGCGCCUCCAGCUCCCGCCGUCAGAGGAACAAUGGCUAUUCUCGGGUUGCCAGCGACGCCCCCUACGCCGGCUCCGCCGAAGGAGAGACCAACAGCAGGGCCGCCAACGCCGGCCAGCGCUCAGCCCGCUUGCGAGUCAACGCCGCAGCAUCAAACAGGGCGGGUGCGAAUGGGGAUGCGGGGCGCACUGCCGCUGCACCCACGGCUGCGCACACGACGCGUGGAUUGAACCGACCUAACCGACCGCCUGCUCUCAAGGAACUCGAGCCUCCCAUCUUCACUCCCCAGAGAGGCAUUCUGAUGCAAAGCGCUGCUGCGUUGAGCUCGUUGCUUAGCCCUGGACCACCCACGUACGGCGUUAACCCCGUCAACCAGAACCGUUUGGGUGCCAUUGCGCUGAGUUGUUCAGGGGGUUCCCUGCGCUCGGCUAGGUAUGACAAGUUUGUUUAGAGGGUUUCCUAGUUUCCUUUCGUUCCCCUUUCGCUUCGUUUCUGGUGGAUUACCUUGGACAAUUUGGUGUGGAUGUGGACCCUCAAGCUGCUUGUCAUUCAUUCAUUCAUUUCGGUGUCGGCUGUGAUUCAUUGUGUUGUCAUUCCUUUGGUACCAUUCCAAUAAAUUUUGUUUCAU
Messenger RNA from Coprinopsis cinerea okayama7#130, 1407 nucleotides. RefSeq lists its product as hypothetical. The coding region runs from base 55 to 1230 and encodes 391 amino acids. The transcript has 10 exons. The record is from RefSeq and is a predicted model, not a curated record. Lineage: Eukaryota; Fungi; Basidiomycota; Agaricomycetes; Agaricales; Psathyrellaceae.